UCAAACUCAUCUGUUUCAAUCGUCUUCUCUUUCUUCACCCUCACUUUGUUUCUUCUCCUCCAAAGAGGCAUCAUGAUGAACGGAAAGGUCGCAGAGGCCGUGGAGGAGUUCUGCAACAACUCGUUCGGCGACCUCAAGAUCAUGGACGCCAAGAAGUCCGCCGUCGCGCACCGCAAGCACGAGACGUCCCGCAAAGAGUCCGAGGACGUGUCCCGCCUCCCGGCGCUGGAGGCCGCCUACACCAGCAUCCUGCGGCACCUGGGGGAGGACACGGACCGCGAGGGGCUGCUGCGCACGCCGCUGCGCGCCGCCAAGGCCAUCCAGUUCCUCACCAAGGGCUACCACGAGACCAUCGACGACAUUUUAAACAACGCCAUCUUUGAUGAAGACCAUGAUGAGAUGGUGAUCGUGAAGGACAUCGACAUGUUUUCUCUCUGCGAGCAUCACUUGGUGCCUUUUUUUGGAAAGGUUCACAUCGGCUACAUCCCCAACAAAAAAGUGGUGGGACUGAGCAAGCUGGCAAGGAUUGUGGAGAUAUACAGUCGGAGACUUCAAGUUCAAGAGCGUCUGACCAAGCAGAUUGCCUUGGGGAUAUCUGAGGCCCUCCAGCCAAGGGGUGUAGCUGUGGUUAUUGAAGCAGCGCACAUGUGCAUGGUGAUGCGUGGCGUGCAGAAGAUGAACAGCCGCACGGUGACGAGCACCAUGCUUGGAAUUUACCUGGAGGACCCCAAGACCCGGGAGGAGUUCUUGGCUCUCUCCAUGCACAACUAAACCUUCAACGCUCGUCCCUUUGCACACAGGAAGAUCUGGAGUUGCCGUAGGUCCAAAAUGUGACAAUUUAAAAACACUUAGAUCUGGACAACAGGUUGUAAAGUCACAGCAGGACCUCCAGCUCUUGAUCUGACCUCAACAACACACUGAAUGAUUUCAGAAUAAAAUCACUGUGAUUGCAACAAA
Molecule: messenger RNA, 957 nt
Organism: Nematolebias whitei (Rio pearlfish)
Lineage: Eukaryota; Metazoa; Chordata; Actinopteri; Cyprinodontiformes; Rivulidae
Gene: gch2
Product: GTP cyclohydrolase 2
Exons: 6
Coding region: 73-771 (232 amino acids)
Biological process (GO): tetrahydrobiopterin biosynthetic process; tetrahydrofolate biosynthetic process
Cellular component (GO): cytoplasm
Molecular function (GO): GTP binding; zinc ion binding; GTP cyclohydrolase I activity
Source: RefSeq, a predicted model, not a curated record